This is a messenger RNA of Clunio marinus, 375 nucleotides long. The record is from the annotation of a GenBank genome assembly. NCBI's taxonomy places the organism in Eukaryota, Metazoa, Arthropoda, Insecta, Diptera, Chironomidae.
AUGGAUGCAAAUUUGUUCAAACUAUUUGUCUUCCUUAUGAUUAUAAAAGAUAGCUUACAAGGUUACCACGAGAAAAGGUUAUUAAAUAAUUUGUUGAAUAAUUAUAAUUUGCUCGAACGACCGGUAGCUUACGAAUCAGAUCCGUUAGAAGUAAGAUUUGGAUUAACGUUACAGCAAAUAAUCGAUGUGGACGAGAAGAAUCAACUACUUAUUACUAAUAUUUGGCUCUCUUUGGAAUGGUAUGAUUACAAUUUAAAGUGGAACGAUUCAGAAUAUGGAGGCGUUAAAGAUUUACGGAUAACACCAUCUAAGCUAUGGAAGCCAGAUGUUCUUAUGUAUAAUAGGUCAGUUAUUAAAUAAAGAAACUCUAUUGUG